UAUUCAUAUUGGCGGUUGUAAAAUGAUAAUACCCCACCACCCAAACUGUGCUUCAGUGUAUCCCGAGAAAUGAAAUAUGACAUAUGAUAGGAGAGGGAUUUUACACUUAACUUUAUUUAAUGACAUAUUUAGGCAUUUAAUAACUUAACAAAUAAUCCAGUAGAGUUUAUAAAGAUCUUCUUCUGUGGUGGAAUCUUCUGUGUGCUAAAGGGUCAAGUCCAGGACCAUGAGGAGAAAGAGACUGGAGACAUUCUCAUUCUUUAACUACACAAAACAGUUGAUCACACGAUCAAUACCCAAAUAUUAUCAUUUUGAAGUCUAUUGAGAGGAAUAGAAAUGUCCAUGAGUUUGUGGACAAACGAUCCAGGCCUCUAUGAACUGAGGGCCUCUACUUCCUGGUUUUUCUGCCGCGACCUGCAGCUCUUUCUGCUUGUUUAUGUAGCGGUAUCCCCGCAUGGUGCACAGGUAUCCCCGCAUGGUGCACAGGUAUCCUCACAUGGUGCACAGGUAUCCCCACAUGGUGCACAGGUAUCCCCGCAUGGUGCACAGGUAUCCCCGCAUGGUGCACAGGUAUCCCCACAUGGUGCACAGGUAUCCCCACAUGGUGCACAGGUAUCCCCACAUGGUGCACAGGUAUCCUCACAUGGUGCACAGGUAUCCCCACAUGGUGCACAGGUAUCCCCACAUGGUGCACAGGUAUCCCCGCAUGGUGCACAGGUAUCCCCGCAUGGUGCACAGGUAUCCCCGCAUGGUGCACAGGUAUCCCCACAUGGUGCACAGGUAUCCCCACAUGGUGCACAGGUAUCCCCACAUGGUGCACAGGUAUCCCCACAUGGUGCACAGGUAUCCCCACAUGGUGCACAGGUAUCCCCACAUGGUGCACAGGUAUCCUCACAUGGUGCACAGGUAUCCCCACAUGGUGCACAGGUAUCCCCACAUGGUGCACAGGUAUCCCCACAUGGUGCACAGGUAUCCCCACAUGGUGCACAGGUAUCCCCACAUGGUGCACAGGUAUCCCCACAUGGUGCACAGGUAUCCCCACAUGGUGCACAGGUAUCCCCACAUGGUGCACAGGUAUCCCCACAUGGUGCACAGGUAUCCUCACAUGGUGCACAGGUAUCCCCACAUGGUGCACAGGUAUCCCCACAUGGUGCACAGGUAUCCCCACAUGGUGCACAGGUAUCCCCACAUGGUGCACAGGUAUCCCCACAUGGUGCACAGGUAUCCCCACAUGGUGCACAGGUAUCCUCACAUGGUGCACAGGUAUCCCCACAUGGUGCACAGGUAUCCCCACAUGGUGCACAGGUAUCCCCCCGUAGAGUGUCAAUAGUAUCAUCGAGGCAGA
Oncorhynchus keta (chum salmon) is the source of this 1345-nucleotide messenger RNA. RefSeq lists its product as uncharacterized. Bases 455 to 1330 code for a protein of 291 amino acids. The record is from RefSeq and is a predicted model, not a curated record. The transcript is spliced from 2 exons. NCBI's taxonomy places the organism in Eukaryota, Metazoa, Chordata, Actinopteri, Salmoniformes, Salmonidae.